Molecule: messenger RNA, 973 nt
Organism: Aspergillus sclerotioniger CBS 115572
Lineage: Eukaryota; Fungi; Ascomycota; Eurotiomycetes; Eurotiales; Aspergillaceae
Product: SDR family oxidoreductase
Exons: 3
Coding region: 7-840 (277 amino acids)
Biological process (GO): triglyceride catabolic process; phosphatidic acid biosynthetic process
Cellular component (GO): lipid droplet; endoplasmic reticulum
Molecular function (GO): triacylglycerol lipase activity; acylglycerone-phosphate reductase (NADP+) activity
Source: RefSeq, a predicted model, not a curated record
CUCAAAAUGACAGUCUCUCUCCCAACAGUCCUCAUAACCGGCUGCAGCCCAGGCGGUAUUGGCUCCGCCCUCGCCGAGACCUUCCACGCGCGAAACCACCAUGUCAUCGCAACCGCCCGCUCCAUCUCCAAACUCUCCCACCUGUCUCACCACCCCAACAUGACUCUCCUUCAGUUGGACGUCACCAGCCCCGCUGAUAUCUCUGCAGCCGUUGAAGCAGUGACAUCCCUCACAGGCAGAAUGUUAAACUACCUAAUCAAUAACUCGGGUGUACCCCUCACCCUCCCCGCACUGGACACCCCACUCCAGAAAGCAAAGGAUCUUUUCGAUGUGAAUUUCUGGGGCGUGGUGGCUAUGACGCAAUCCUUUUCUCCGUUACUUAUCAAGGCCAAGGGAACGAUCGUGAAUAUUUGUUCGUUGGGUGGGGUUAUGGCUGUGCCGUGGAAUGCAUUCUACGCCUCUUCGAAAGCAGCAAUAAAAUCCUACAGCGAGUCCCUCCGCCAAGAACUCGCCCCAUUCGGCGUCAAGGUCGUGACCGUAAUGAGCGGCGUCGUGAGUUCGAAUCUAUGGACUAGAGCACCGGAGCUGGAUAUGUCGGGCUCGAUGUAUGAGGGCGCCAAGAAGGAGAUUACGGAUAUGGCCACCGGACAGGUGGUUAAGGAUGCCAUGCCGCCGUCGGAGUAUGCGAGACGAGUCGUGGAUGAUUUGUUGGGUGGGGCGACUGGGGUGAUUUGGAGGGGGAAGAUGGCCACUAUUACGUGGUUUAUGACUUCGUUUGUGCCGGGGUGGAUUAUGGAUCGGAUGUUGGUUGCUGGGAGCGGGUUGGAGAAGUUGGGUUGAGGGUUGAGAUGUGGAUUGUGGGUCCUUUGGUGUGAUUCUCCACUCUUCGGUUGUGAUUUGUGAUAUUGGGAUUCAAGGGACCUGGGUUGAGGAACACAAUGUAUGAUAUGGUUUGGAUGUGAUUAUAUUUGCG